Anguilla anguilla (European eel) is the source of this 1882-nucleotide messenger RNA. Its product is annotated as probable G-protein coupled receptor 160. NCBI's taxonomy places the organism in Eukaryota, Metazoa, Chordata, Actinopteri, Anguilliformes, Anguillidae. The transcript has 2 exons. Bases 476 to 1348 code for a protein of 290 amino acids. The record is from RefSeq and is a predicted model, not a curated record. Gene Ontology annotation, cellular component: plasma membrane; signaling receptor complex.
GUAACAGCUGUGUCAGGUGAUUUAAAAACGGCUGUGCUGCUACUCCGUUGCAGUGUUUUACCUUUUUCUACCAUAUGCUUGGAGGACUGGCUGCAUGGACUCCUGCACGUGCUAUGCAGGGUGUCGGGUAUCACUUCCCUUAAAUGCCCUGCCCACACUUGAAAAUAUGCGAUUUGUGUGGAUAGUGGCGAGCCCCUGCCCUUCAUUAUCGUGAUUUAUCACAAUGCCAUGAUUACGAAAAACAGAGUGUGUGUCUCCUAAGGGCACAAGGCUGAACUUCCUGCUGACUGCAUUUAUAUAUAUUUUUUUUUUUAAUUGUCGGAAGUCGGCUGUCACCCGUCUUGUGGGGUGGCAAGUAUUGUGCUUGUGUGCAGAGAUGGAGAAGAUUCUCCUGGCCUGACCUUUCAGAACAUCUUCAAAUGUACAUGCACUUGGAGACAGUGCCAAUAAGGCUCAGACUUCACACUGAGUCACAAUGGACAUCCCCAUCCCCUCUCUGCUCUUGGCUCUGGGCGGGAAGUCCCUGCUGGACUGCACCGUGGUAUUGGUCCAGAGGAAGCACAUGGGCAGGAGCUUCCUGGGCGCCUUCUGUGUGUCGCUGGCAGGGGUGGACAUGCUGCUCCUCCUGUCCGUCUCCGCCAUCUUCCUCCUGGCCGACGUGCGCGUCCUGGGCCUGCGUCUCACCCGACACCACGUCUGCGCGCUAGUGCACGUGGCCUGCCUGGCGUACUCCGUCCUGCAUUGGCCCAUCCUCCUGCUGGCCGGCCUGGACCACUGCUGCACCCUGCCCCCCCGGCCCCGGGCCCAGGGCUGGGUCCGCGGGUGCGGCUACCCCUUGGCCGCCUGCCUGGUCUGGGCCGCGGCCCUCUUCCUGGUCCUCGGGGGCCCGCCCCCGCGCCUCAGCCUCGAGCCGGAGCCUCCCCUCCUGCCGCCGCGGGAGUGCCGGGUGUAUCGCGGCCCCCAGAGUGCGCAGGUGUGCGCUGCUCUCCUGCUGCUGGUGGCUGGAGCACUGCUGUGCCACUGGGCGAAGCUCACGCUACGCGGGAACGGCGGGGAGGCCCGCCAGCGGCCUGCCAUUUACCGGAGCCUGGCGAGCUUCCUGGGUGCCUGGCAUGCCUUCGUGGUCCUGCUGGUGGCGCUGUCGCUGCUGAGGGUGGAGGUGCCGGGGUUCCUGGACAUGAACGUGCUCUGGCUGUGUUUCCUCAACAGCUUCCUGAUUGGUGCUGUGUCAGCGUGGCGCCCCCCGGGGUGUCCCCACGAGGGGGACCCUGAGUUCCCUGCAUUCCCGGACGGCUUCUGUGACUGGAGUUCUCUUGCGGCGAUGCCCCCGGGAGCAGACGCCAUAUAAUUCCCAGACUGCUCAGUACAAUUCCCACUGCAGGCCUGGUAACAAUGGAUAAGUAAUUGAACAAAACAGACAUAACCCAAAAUUUCUAUUUAGUACUGUGGAUAAAUUAACUAAAAAACAAUCAUCAGAGUUUUCAACUUAUCCCGCCAAUCUUAGCAGCAAUGACUUUAUUAACUUUUUCGAUCAGAAGAGGCUAUUAGAGACCAGAUUUCCAAACUGUCUCCAUCAUGCACUAUUCCUGUUCAUGUUAAUGAACAGCCCCGCACCUGGUUAGAACAGGAAGAUUUACAGACAGUGGUACUAAACUGUUUUACGUGCAUUAGCAUGGUCGAGUUAUCCAAAUUAGUUAUGUCCUCAAAACCGACGAUCUGUCCACUCAAUCCUAUUCCUUCAAAUUGGAUUAAAGAACUAUUUCCGGUACUACUCCAGCAUAUACUAAAAAUCAUUAACACAUCCUGAUGCAACCCACCUAAGGGUCAGUUAGCAGUAGGUAAAUAUUUUCACGUUAAAGCUAGGUUCGUAAGGAGAGGUUAA